UUUCACACAUGGGGUGAUGAGGCGCAGAGGUCAGUGACUGACUCACUGGCGGUCAGGGAACAACCCCAGGAGUCCUGGCUUACAGCCCUACAGCUGGAACCACUAGAAACACUGCAUUGCAUAAGGACUGGUAAAGUUGCUUAAAGAUUUACACAUGAGACCAUCUGCUUACUUCUAGCAAGUGGCUCAGCAGGCCAAGAGAGAUCAGGUUUGGCAAUGAUCCUUGCUGCCCUGUUCUUCAGAAUAUGUAACCACAGCAAUGGGACCAUAGACGCUAGAAAGGAAACUUCUAGGCACCACUUCCUUCAACCCUCCUCAUGUUCAGAAGUGGCCAUGGUGCAUGGGUGUCUUAUCUUACAGAGUGAAAAUCCCAUCACGACGAGUGGUACAAAUCCAUCCCCUUGGCACGAGUUACUGAAACAAUCCCUACUCAGAGAGUUGAGAGAGAGAUCUACAGCAUGGCACCGAUGAGAUAGAAGCAGAGACUUUCAAGGAACAAGGAAAUGCUUAUUAUGCCAAGAAAGAUUACAACGAAGCGUACAACUACUACACAAAAGCCAUAGACGCAUGUCCUAACAAUGCCAGUUAUUAUGGUAACAGAGCAGCCACCCUAAUGAUGUUGGGGAAGUUCCGGGAAGCACUGGGAGAUGCCCAACAGUCAGUCCGAUUGGAUGAUACCUUUGUACGGGGACAUCUACGGGAAGGGAAAUGUCACCUCUCUCUCGGGAAUGCCAUGGCUGCCAGCCGCUGCUUCCAGCGAGUUCUAGAACUGGAUCACACGAACCCUCAGGCACAACAAGAGUUGAAGAAUGCGAACGCCGUGCUGGAAUACGAGAGAAUAGCUGAAAUUGAUUUUGACAAACGAGAUUUCAGGAAGGUCGUGUUCUGCAUGGACCGUGCUUUGGAGUUCGCUCCUGCCUGUCAUAGGUUCAAAAUCCUCAAGGCCGAAUGUUUGGCACUGCUGGGUCGCUAUCCAGAAGCACAGUCUGUAGCGAGCGACAUCUUACGGAUGGACUCCACAAACGCAGAUGCCCUUUAUGUCCGAGGUCUUUGCCUUUACUAUGAAGACUGUAUCGAGAAGGCCGUGCAGUUCUUCAUCCAGGCACUCAGGAUGGCCCCUGAUCACGAGAAAGCAUGUCUCGCCUGCCGAAAUGCCAAAGCACUUAAAGCAAAGAAAGAAGAUGGAAAUAAAGCUUUUAAAGAAGGCAAUUACAAACUAGCAUAUGAACUGUACACAGAAGCACUGGGGAUAGACCCAAAUAACAUAAAAACAAAUGCCAAACUCUACUGUAACCGGGGGACAGUUAAUUCAAAGCUUAGGAAACUAGAAGACGCAAUAGACGACUGCACAAAUGCAAUAAAACUGGAUGACACGUAUAUCAAAGCAUACCUGAGGAGAGCACAAUGUUACAUGGACACAGAACAAUACGAAGAUGCUGUGAGGGAUUAUGAAAAAGUUUACCAGACAGAGAAAACAAAAGAACACAAGCAAUUCCUAAAGAAUGCACAGGUGGAACUGAAAAAGAGCAAAAGGAAAGACUACUAUAAAAUCCUCGGGGUGGACAAAAACGCCUCCGAAGACGAGAUCAAGAAGGCCUAUAGGAAACGGGCACUCAUGCAUCACCCAGACCGGCACAGUGGGGCGAGUGCAGAAAUACAGAAAGAAGAGGAGAAGAAGUUCAAAGAAGUCGGAGAAGCCUUCACCAUCCUGUCGGAUCCCAAGAAGAAGGCUCGCUACGACAGUGGGCAGGAUCUGGACGAGGAUGGCAUGAACAUGGCAGAUUUUGAUGCUAACAAUAUCUUCAAGGCUUUCUUUGGUGGGCCAGGUGGCUUCAGUUUUGAAGCUUCUGGGCCAGGAAAUUUCUUUUUCCAGUUUGGCUAAAAUAAAAACAUACAAACCACAUACACCCACCUGAAAUCCUCGUUUUAACCUUGAAUACGGACAUAAUUAGACUCCUGCCUUCAUCAUGUCUCAUUGUACUUAGAGCAGUUUCAUUUUCUCAGUUGGAAACCUCUCUGUUGUGUGCUUUGUGUGAGAAGAGGAAACCAGCGCUGAAGAGAGGGGCGGGGAAGGCUUGUGAAUUUUGUUUUACUGUUAACUUUAUUAAAAAAAAUAAAAUGUUUUGAAUCUUUUGGUCCCUCCAUGCUGGCCCCUGUUUUCAGACUGUUCGGACUUCUUCCAGGGUCUUGUUGCUGGCAACCCAGCUUGUUCAUGGCUCCUUUCGGUUGGUUCCAGAGUGCAGGAUGGCACCACAUCAGGGUUUGUGGAACCCCAUUUUUACUUGUAAGUAAUUGAAUCGUAACCGAGUUUUUCUAACCUCCAAGCAGCUACGUCCUGUUUGCCAGCUGCAGUUUCGUUUGCCAUGGCUCUACGAGAAUGUACACCCGGGCAUUCAUGUAAAUGACAAAUAGGGAUCUUUAAUGUUUUUUCGUACUGGAGAGAAAUCCUCCUUCAGAUUUAUGGGAGCCGUGGAUAUGAGAGAACUCCCUAUGGGGCAGCUAGAAAUAAGCACUCUAAAUGCUUCCACUCCAAGACGCCCCAUCUUUGUUUAAGGGGAUAUUCAAAUUGGUCUGGGGUGAAUUUCUUUGCAGUUCCUCUUUCAUAAUUAAUUCACUCAAUCAUUUAAUUGCAGUGUAUGUGAUUAAAACAUGGCUUUGCUAGGUUGGGAUUGGUUUGUUUCUACGGUCUAAAAACACCCUUUAUGUUUAUGAUGUUUUUCCAUAUUGCAAAUCCAUAAUGCGGGCUGCCUGUUUCCAACUUGUAAAAAAUGCACAGCAUGUUUGAAGACUGGUUACUAUGGGCAACUGUUGGUAACGUUUACAGAAAUUGUCUGUUUUUAAUGUAACACAACUGUGUGAGUUUUAAAUGGCAUUCCAAGUAUUUUACAGGAACAAAGAAAUUCCAAGUUAUGGCAGAAACUCUGGGCUGAUGGUGCAUAACUUGCCUCACUGCCUCUUUGUGCCAGCGUACGUGAUCUGUUGAUGAGCUAAAGCCAGAGUUGCAUGCUGACGCGCUAUCCCGAACUCAGAAUUGACGUGCUUUUAGAGCAUUGCCUGACUUCUCAUACUAAUACUGCCCUUUGUUGUUUCCUGUGGAUUUGGGGUCAGACCCUGAUAUUGGCUGUGAGGGGAGUACGUCUUUGUAGAACAAUUUCUUCUUCCAUAUAGUAAAGAGCUCAUGUGAAUAGUCAUCUCCGCUGAAUGGAGGCUCCAUCCAAGUCAAGUACCACCUGGGAAGUAGUUUUGGAGUUUUUCACAGUAGCCUUAUAUCUGAUGGGAUUUUCAAUGGCCUUUACCAUAGAUGUGGAGUUGGCGUUUGUAGAAAGUCACUGGAUAAUUGCUAGAUAAAUGCUGACCAGCACUGGCCCAAAGGGGCAGAACCGUUUUUGAGGGAGAUUUUCUUGUGAUUGUGUUAAACUUCAAUUGCUGUUUUGUAGAGACAGUUGUUGAAAAGUUGCAUUCUGAUUGGCAAGAGAACAGAUGGGUUGUGCAUAAAAGUAAAUGUAAGGAUGUAUGGACCACUUUCUAUCCAGCAGAUCUGAUUGGCUGACACUUUGUGUGUGUGUGUGUGUGUGUGUGUGUGUGUGUGUGUGUAAUAUUACAGAAAACAAGGUUUACAAUGAAAUUCUAGCAUAAAAUAAUUGACUUUCAGUUCACAUUUCCUUGAUAUCUUCCCUCCAGUCAAGGGCUAGACCCCUCCUUCAAUUCAGUUGGCUGCAGGAUUGCCAGAUUGCAAUGCCAGUCAUGUGUCUCUCACAGAUGGCAUAGAAAUGCAGGGUACUGCCACCAACACAGUAAGUCAUGCUGCUACUUCUCUCCGAAAGAUGACAAUCUGCUCUCAUGGAGGGCAGAUUUAAGGGCUUAAUUCCAGUUAUUGCAGCCCAAUAUCAGCAAAGGAAGUUCAAAAACCAGCAUUUAGACUGAGCCAGCAUUGAGAAAUGGUUUAGAAGACUGAGACCCCCACCGCGUUUAUUCUUCUCCCCUACACCAGUGUAACUUGAUGGACUCAACCUUGGGACUCUGGCGUAAGUGAGAGCAGAAUAAGGUGCUAGAAUCUUAUCAACUCCCGUAGGUUAAAUGUCUUGGGGCAUAGAAGUUGGUCUGCAUUUUGAAACUUUCUCUGGUUCGUCUGCAAAUCAAAGUUUACACGACAUCACUUCGGUGGGAUGUUCGAGAUUCACAAUUGUAGCAUCUUGCAUUUUAUUCACCCCUGCACCGUUUGGAAUCGUCUCCGAUUCUAUUAGCAGAGUACAGAGACAUUUCUUGCAUUUUGUUGAUGUUCUUUUUUUAGUUAAGUGUUGGCCGACUUCCCUGCUCCCCACUUUUAAAAAAGACAGUUCUUUUGGGGGCAAAGAGGGGACAUAUACACAGCAGAUAUUUAUAGAAACUGUACAUGAUUGCAUGAUUUAUUGUAGUUAAAUAUUAAUCUGGUGAGUGCCAAGACUUUUUUUUUAAAAAGCACUAUUGUGUGACUAAAAGUGAAUGCAAACAUCCAUUCACUUUGCAGAGUGCAUUACAACACUAGUGGAAAUUCAGGAAUUGUACUGUUAUCUCAGGACAGUAGCAAAUGAGUAUUGUGGCAUACGUAUGUUAAAACUGCAGCCUCCCUCUUGUGUUAGCACAGUCGUUUAGGCAGGUGGAACUGUUUCUUUCGGACCGUAUCUGCCUAGCUGAGUGUGUGGUUUAAAACAUUGCAUUCACACUUUACAGCUACUGAGCAGGAUUGAUUUUCUAGAUUGUAUUUCGUAAGUCGCCAACAGGGAGCCUUGAUGCCAUUUGUCUGACUGCUACAUCUAUUCUCUUGUGUCUUCCCUCUGGCUUGUUCGGAGUACAGGAUGUAGGAAUUUGCCACUGUAAGUAGCAGGUCUCUUAACCUGACAAUGUGUUCAAGCUUUCUAUAGGUGGUAGAAGACAAAGCUGAUGUAGGCGGUAAUUCCCAUAACAGGCAGAGUGGGAAAAUGGAUUAAUUAGACCUUAUUUAGAGCUGUGCUCUUCCUUUUCUGACUCACCUGUGGAAUAUAGGCUUUAUUUUCCAUGUGAAGGAGACUGGCACUCAAAGAUCCUACUCUUCAUGAAACACACGUCUUAUUUUUUGAAGUCAGUCUUUACAAUGGUAAAUUACUAACUGUAUUUGUGGCACAACAGGAAGCCCCUGAAUCUGUUUUUAUUCUGAAAAGUGACUAAAAAUGCCACCAUGCAGUUCCCUGCGUAGGGAACCUCCGUUAUUCCGGAGCAGCCUGGCUUAGUUUUACAAGUAAACAGCGGUUUUUUCCUUAGCCUGGAAUCUGGAAGUUGAGUGGCUCUUAAAUCACCACUCCACAUUCUGCUAUUGGAACCUAAUUAAGAAUCCUCUGGAGCGGGCAUGAGCCAAAACAGAACCUUGCUUUCCCACAGCUGCAGGCAGUGACUCCGGUAGGAAAAGGAAUAGAGAGUUGUUGUUCCUCUGAAGUCAGCAGAUAUGACAAAAUACACCGAGAACUGAGUUCAGUGAGUGGCAUGGUCACUUGUUAGGACACCUGAGAUCAAGGACCUUAAGAGACAAGCUACAGAGACGUAUCUGCUUUUUAAAAGCCCACACAAAUGUACCUACUGGUAUAAAGUCAAACUAAUCUCGGUUAUUCUAAAAAACAUUUGUUGAAAUAAGAGAACUGUUAAGGAUUUUGCUUUCCCCUGUAGUGCUCUUGUGAUGUCCCUCCUUGUGACCAAAAUAUGAAGUUUCUGAGCUGCAGUUGGGUUAGUCUCAGGUAAUCCAGCCCAAGUCCAGUCAAAAUGAAAGCAGGAGACGCUGCAUUUUGUUAAAAAUCUGUCCAUGUGGUGUUUGGAGAUGCUUGUGUGUGGAAUGUCUAAGGUCUAAAGGCAGGCUACAUUUAGACUGGCAAACCUGGGUAUAUUCCUCCUUCCCCUUUCUCAGCACUGGCUUUACUUCCAGGAAUAACAGGUCUAUUGGCAGUAACUCCUGCAAGAGGUGAUAUUAGUGUUGGGUUCAAAUCCUGGUCAGGCACAGACACAACCCGAACGCCAAAAAAUGAGUUUUAAAGAACAUUAAGGUGCUUCUAGCCCCCUUUCUGUGGGGUCUUUCUUGGCGGUUUUGGCUGCUAUGCUGUGUAAGGGGGAGUGCUCUUUAUCCGUACACUUGGUGUUUCCAUCCGAGGAUGGAUUUUUAUUGGAGCUACAGGCUUUGACUGUUUAAUGCAAAUUGCAUUUGUAAAUAAUUGCAUUAAAGAUUUUUGGGGCAACAUACAUUGGUUCAUGAAGUACUUAAUUAAGUCCCUAGAGCACUUUGGCGUCCAGCUAGAAUGAGGAUUGAGAGCCACUUGGCUGUAGGUUCUUUCCAGGGAUCAGUGUUUAACCAAACUGGUCUUCAGAUAAAUGACUGACUGAAGUAUUCAGACCACACAGUGGCUUGCUGUCUUGUCAGAUUACCUCCUCGCUUCUUUAACACUAACAGUUGGCAAUAGAUCUGCUUUGAGUAGACUUGUGUUCUUCCAGCUUAAGUUUGUGCCUUGUACCCCACCCCCUGCUCAGAAAAACAAACAAGCUUGUGUGUCACACCACCUUUAGAUUCCCCUGGUCUAGUGCUAAAGUCCAGCUCCCUCAGUACUAAAACUGGUUCUGAAAAGCAACAAACCCAACGCUAGUAAGAACUGUGACCCUGCUCGAAAUCGCAUGUCAUUUACAUGCAACAGCUGCUCUGUUGGGAGAUUUUCACAUUACUGCCUAUUUCCCAGAAUAGAGGAACAUACAUGUGGGUUGAGAUAAUAGGUAGGUAACCUUUUGGCUCUAGUUUGCCCCAGCUGUGCACACAGUGGGAUACGAUCUUCCCUUCUCCUUUGAAUAACUUCCCGGUAAAGCCGGGCCCUGGCGCACACAGCUGCCCUGGGUCUGAAUGCAGAUUAUUAGCUGGAGUGCUAAGGUGGCUUGUCGUCUAUUCCACAAGUGGCAGACUGUUGUUGGGCUAGAGCUUUGGUUGAAUCAGAGAUGGCACAAAAAUACUGUAGUUUGUCAAGAGCUUGUUGGCUUUCCAUCUUUCCCCUUCUGUGGCUGGGCAGGCACUGCGCCAGCCACUCUUAAAUUGAUAUCCCUGCUUUCACGUAAUGGCUCGUGCUACACAAGCAAAGUGAAAAUGGUAAGAGUGUGAAGCAAUGUUUUUGCAGUGCAAAAUGGCCACCUGAACACCUUUUGUUGCAUGCAUAAUAUCGGCUUUAUUGUCAAGAGAUGUUAAGGAGUACUAGAGACAAAAGCGGAUAUGCUGAUGUGAAGCCACUCAGAGGACGUUAGCCCCCAUGCUGUAGUAUUUAAUUGAAUUUAAGGAAUAGAUUCUGUAUGUUUACCUCAGUGUAAAGAUUUAACCUUUCCCUUGAGAGGAAAGGUUAUUGCAUGAAGCAAUCUGUAUUCUAGAUAGCUUUCCUAACUGCCCAACCCUCUUCAAGGCAGGCUUCACAUUGGUAUAAACACUGUCCCUCUUUGGGCCCUUUACCUUUCUAGGAUGUGAAGGGUAAAAAAAUGUGAAUAUUUGUUGUUUACUUCAUUAGGCAUAAUUCAUAUGAUGUGUUUAUAUGCAGACUCUCAACCAGACUGAAGCAAAACCAUAUGCAAUUGGUUUAUUAUAAACUGUAUAUGAUGUACAAACUAAUAAACACUUAAAUGAUGA
Molecule: messenger RNA, 7651 nt
Organism: Trachemys scripta elegans
Lineage: Eukaryota; Metazoa; Chordata; Testudines; Emydidae
Gene: DNAJC7
Product: DnaJ heat shock protein family (Hsp40) member C7
Exons: 14
Coding region: 614-1882 (422 amino acids)
Molecular function (GO): protein binding
Source: RefSeq, a predicted model, not a curated record